This is a messenger RNA of Eimeria tenella, 4032 nucleotides long. RefSeq lists its product as uncharacterized. The transcript is spliced from 3 exons. The record is from RefSeq and is a predicted model, not a curated record. The coding region runs from base 1 to 4032 and encodes 1343 amino acids. NCBI's taxonomy places the organism in Eukaryota, Apicomplexa, Conoidasida, Eucoccidiorida, Eimeriidae.
AUGGAAAUAACAACUGAACGGGAUCUCUUAGGAGCUGCGCAUGCAAUGAGUCGGCUGUCUGUACAGCACGAGUGGCUGGUGGAGCUGCCGCAGCCGCGCUGCUCGCUGCCGGGGCCUUUUGCUGCUGCCUCUGCAGCAGCUGCAAGCGACAGCAGCAGCACCACCAGCAGCACCACCAGCAGCACCGCCAGCAGCACCGCCAGCACUGGCAGCAGCAGCAGCAGCAGCUGCUGCUGCUGCCCGCUGCAGCAGCCGCAUGCAUUUGACUGGGUCCCCACAGUUGCUGUUCUCAGCGACGCAGGCCUUGACGUGGGGGGCGUUCUGGUGUCUCUGUUGGACAUUGUGUCUGUCUCCAUCUCCCCUCAUCCUCACAAAGCCUUGCAGCAGCAGCAGCAGCAGCAGCAGCAGCUGGGAAGCGGGAAUUCCCCACGGGUAGAACACGACGCUGCAGCAGCAGCGGGAGGGUGUGCAGCAGCAGCAGCAGCAGAAGCCGCAGGAGAGUACUCUGGGGCUGGAGCUGCUGCUGAGAAGGAGAACGUGCUGUGGGCUUGCGAGCAGCUGCAGCAGCAGCAGCACGUGCAGCUGGUUGUGCUGCUGCGGUCGGCGCUGCCAGCAGCAGCAGCAGAUCCUCCCCUUUACUUGCCGCCGGCGGAGGCCAGUGCUGAGGCCGGCAGUUGUUUGAUCAUGCGAGCUCCCGCAGCAGCAGCAGCUGCUGCUGCUGACGGCGCUGCUGCUUGCUGCUCGCUGGAGCAGCACGGCAGCAGCAGCUACGCGGGCGCUGCUGCAGCAGCUGCUGCUGUGUCGCUGCUGCGGCGGCUGCAGCAAUUCAUCAGCCGGGUCCGUCCCACGUUUUGUUCGCUGCGGAAGCGCGCAGCAGUGACGGAGGACAUUCGCGCUCGUUUUAAGCAGCAGCAGCAGCAGCAGCAGCAGCAGCACGUGCUGCUGCCCGCAGCAGCAGCAGCAGAAGUGGAGCGACUCAAGGCAGCAAAACAACUGCAUUUGCUGCUCGGCGGGUUUCUGCUGCGGGACUGUGCUGCUCUGGAAGAGGCCGUGGCUUACGCCCCUCUUGCGGUGCUGGCCAAGAGCAGCAGCAGCUGCUGCGAAGACGCAUUCUUCUGCUUGGAGAAAGAAGGCUGCUUCGGAGUGUUUGACGGAGUCGGCAGCUGGGCUGUUGAAGGAGUAGAUGCUUCUCGUUUCUCGGAAGGCCUUGCUGCUGCUGCUGCAGCAGAAGCAGCAGCAAACCUGAACCCCGACAACAUUGCCCCCGAGUACCGCGCGCUGGACCCCAACGCGCGGGCGCGGCUGCUGCUGCACCGAGCCCAUGCUGCUGUCUGCAGCAGCAGCGAGAACAGGUGGGGCAGCAGCACAGCAGCAGUGGGGUGUAUAGACACCCGGACGGGCCGCCUCGGAGUUGCAUGUCUUGGCGACUCCGUGCUGAUGGUGCUGCGGCGGCAGCUGCUGCCGAGCAGCAUGUCUUUUUAUGCUGCAGAAGUUCCUGCGGUGCGGCCGGAGGCGCUGCUGCUGUCGAGCAGCAGCAGCAGCAGCAGCAGCAGCAGCCGCUUCCCGCGGCUGCUGCGGCGCUGCUGCUGGCGCACCAAGGAGCAGCGCUGGGAGAACGGCGCCCCCUACCAGCUGUGCAACCUGCCGCCCCGCAGCAGCUGGCAGCAGCUGCAGCAGCAAGGCUUCGAGCGCUUUGUUGCAGUGCUGCAGAAGAUCGACCCCCAGGGCGACACAGCAGAAAUGGCCUUCGCCCCGCAGCAGCCGCUGCUGCUGCAGCCUGGUGACCUCGUGCUGGCCUUCAGCGACGGAGUCGGCGACAACUUGUUCGACAGGGAAAUCGAAGUCUUCUGCUCCCUCGCCCUCUCCCCCGACGAGGCCCUGCUGCUGCAGCAGCAGCAGCAGCAGCAGGGGAAGGAACAGCACGCCCAGCAGCAGCAGCAGCAGGGGAAGGAACAGCACGCCCAGCAGCAGCAGCAGCAGGGGAAGGAACAGCACGCCCAGCAGCAGCAGCAGCAGGGGAAGGAACAGCACGCCCAGCAGCAGCAGCAGCAGCAGCAGGACGCUGAACGGCCCUCUAUUCGCUUCACGCCUGCACAGGACGUGGCGGAGUUUAUUGUGAAGAUUGCAAAAAAGAAAUCUCAAGAUGGCCUGUUCGAACGCCCGUUUGUUGCAGCACCUGAAGGCAGCAAGCCGCUGCCCGCCCAUUUAGCAGCAGCAGAAGGAGAGGGAUUUCGAGGGGGCAAAAGAGAUGACAUUAGCUGCGUGGCACUGUGGGUCACAGCUGCAGUGCAGACACCGAUGCCUGCUGCUGCUGCUGCUGCUGCUGCUGCAGGCGUACAGACUGCAGCAGCAGCUGCACCGCUUCCCGCUGCAGCAGCAGCUGCAGAAGCAGCUGACUCCGUCGCGUUGACUGUGGAAGCUUCCACCCAGGGGGAGGAGGUUUCUGCUGGAGCAGCACAAGAAGAGCAGCCUGCAGCAGCAGCAGCAGCCUCUGCUGCUGCUGCUGCGUCGCCAGCUGCAGGUGGUCAAGGUGCCCGAGCACUCACGCCUUCACCCGCAGCCGAAGCCGCAGCAGCAGCGGCAUCCGCUGCUGCUGCUGCUGCUGCUGCUAAGUCACGCAAAGCAGCAGCAGCUGCAAGUGUCGGUACACCCAAGCUGCUGCACCGGUUCUCGCGUGCUGCUCGGCUGAGCCCCAGCAGCAGCCGCUUAGCAACCCCUGGGGCUUCCCCUUCAAGCUCAGUCUCUGCAGCAGCAGCCCCAGGAACUCCAGGGACCCCCACAUCAGCAGCAGCAGCAGCAGCAGCAGGGGAUUCCUCGCGGAGGCGCGCGCUAGCCAAAGGGGCAGCAACCCCACACACUCCCUCCCGCAGCACAGACCGCCUAAACCCUUCGGGGGUUUUGCGCAGAAGAUUCUGCAGAGACGCUGCAAGUCCUGCUUCCCCCACCAGCACCCCGCGGAAGCCUCUUGCUGCUGCUGCUGCAGCAGCAGCAGCAGCAGGAGCAGCAGCAGCAGGAGCAGCAGCGAGUCCUGCUGCUGCUGCUGGCUCGCCCGCGUCGCCCAGCCACGGGAGCGCUAGCCGACUACCCCGACCAGACUUUGCUGCUUUUGCUGUUCUCCGCGCUGCUGCUGCAGCUGUCAAGACCCGCAGGGGGGGCCCGCCGGGGGGCCCCCCGGGGGGCCUCCCUGAAGGCUCCCCAGGGAGGGGCCCCCCAGUACCCUCUGCCUCCCCUAAGCGAUCAGGGGGGCCCCUGGGGCCCCCCUGGAGGCCCCCCAAGACCCUCCGCCGUGCUGCUUCCCCGGGGCCCCUCUUUUCGGACACUCCAAAGAAGCCCUUGAGGCGGCCGGGGCCCCCCAGUGGGGCCCCUGAAGAGGGAGGUGCGGCAGCAGCUCCCGCAGCAGCUGCAGCGACUGCAGCAGCUGCAGCAGCUGCUGCAGCGGAGGGGAAAGGCGCCGCCACACAGUCUGCGGGGGCCCCUGCUGCUGCUGCUGAGGCUGCAGCGGAAGCAGCGCAGCAAGGGCCUGCUGCUGCAGCAACAACGCCAAGGAGGCAGAAGCAAGCAGCAGGAGUGGACACAGAAGCAGGACAAGGGAAGCAAGGGGAGAGCAGCAACAGCAGCAGCAGCAGCAGCAACCCACAGAAAAAAGAGGCAGUAACAGAAAACGAACAAAGCAGCAAAUGCAGCAAAAUGCAGCAAACAAAUGGCGAACAGCCGGACGCAGCAGUCAAGCAGUCAAGGGGCUCCCACACUGGCCUCCAGAAGCAGCAGCAGCAGCAGCCGCAGCAGCAGCAAAGGCAGCAACAGCAGCAGCAGCACGAGCAGCAGCAGCAGCAGCCAGAUGGCUCUGCUUGUCCGGGAACUCAGCGCCGCUCCCGCCGUCUCAGCGGCCGCAGCCUCGAAAGGGCGCCGUUAGCUGCAGCCCCGAGGCGCAGCAGCAGCAGCAGCGCUGGCGUUAGCUGCUCUGUUGCAGCAAAAUCAGCAGCAGCAGCACGAGCAGCGAAACGCACGAAACAUGCAGAGCAGCAGCAGUAG